Messenger RNA from Calliphora vicina (urban bluebottle blowfly), 1294 nucleotides. RefSeq names its product tropomyosin 2 (gene Tm2). The transcript has 5 exons. Gene Ontology annotation, biological process: muscle contraction; actin filament organization. Bases 204 to 1058 code for a protein of 284 amino acids. Lineage: Eukaryota; Metazoa; Arthropoda; Insecta; Diptera; Calliphoridae. Gene Ontology annotation, molecular function: actin filament binding. The record is from RefSeq and is a predicted model, not a curated record. Gene Ontology annotation, cellular component: actin filament.
UACAUUGAAACGUUGUUUUUUUUCCUGUGUGUAAGUGAAACGAAAUAAUUUUUUUGCGUCGGGGGCUUUGUGUGGCUAGAAAGUUGGUCUGCAUCAGUGUUCUCGGGGUUUUGACAGCGUAUAGUGUGUGUUGGAACGCUAAGUGUUAUAUCUUCUUUAAAUUUUUCCUUCCCGUUUAGUAGUUAAAAACAAAAAACACAAACAUGGAUGCCAUCAAGAAGAAGAUGCAAGCGAUGAAGCUUGAGAAGGAUAAUGCCGUUGAUAAGGCUGAUACCUGUGAAAAUCAAGCUAAAGAUGCCAACUCCCGUGCCGACAAAUUGAAGGAGGAGGUACGUGAUUUGGAGAAGAAGUUGGUGCAAGUUGAAGCCGAUUUGAUUACAUCCAAGGAACAAUUGGAAAAGUCCAACCAAGAAUUGGAAGAGAAAGAGAAAUUGUUGACCUCCACCGAAUCCGAAGUAGCCACUUUGAAUCGUAAGGUACAACAGAUUGAAGAAGAUUUGGAAAAAUCUGAAGAACGCUCAACCAGUGCUCAACAAAAGUUGUUGGAAGCUACCCAAGCUGCUGAUGAAAACAACCGUAUGUGCAAAGUAUUGGAGAACCGUUCUCAACAAGAUGAAGAACGUAUGGAUCAAUUGACCAACCAAUUGAAGGAAGCCCGUAUGUUGGCUGAAGAUGCUGAUACCAAAUCUGAUGAAGUAUCCCGCAAGUUGGCCUUCGUUGAAGAUGAAUUGGAAGUUGCUGAAGAUCGUGUCAGGUCCGGUGAAGCCAAGAUCAUGGAACUUGAAGAAGAAUUGAAGGUCGUCGGUAACUCCUUGAAAUCUUUGGAAGUAUCCGAAGAAAAGGCCAACCAACGUGUUGAAGAAUUCAAGCGUGAAAUGAAGACUUUGACCGUCAAAUUGAAGGAAGCUGAACAACGUGCUGAACAUGCUGAGAAGCAUGUCAAGCGUCUUCAAAAGGAAGUCGACAGGCUAGAAGACGAAUUGGGCAUCAACAAGGACAGAUACAAGUCUUUGGCCGACGAAAUGGACUCCACAUUCGCCGAAUUGGCUGGUUAUUAAAUUGUUGGUCUCUUUAUAAUUUGAAUAUGUUUUCCAUCAUCUUGUAAAAAAAAAUAAAAACAAAAAAUCUAAAAAAUACAAAAUUUAAAUCUAACAUCAACAAAACAACACAACAUCAUCUUCAUAAGAUACCAUCACACUGCAUGAUGCUCCCAGCAGAGCAGCACACACUCGGCACACAUCCAUACAUCCCUCGAAUACUUGACUGCUCCAAAAGAUUUUUGUGAACAAACAAA